AGGGCGAAAUGAUUCAGUGCCCAAACUCAUUUAUUCAGCGUCGAAGAACUGAACUACGUGCAAUAAAAACAUGGCGGCACCCGUGAACGCAGCGCAUGAGCUGCAAUCCAGAACCCGGACAGAAGAUGUUCUGAUGAACGGGGGUGUCGAGUUCAGCUCUCUACUCCUCUCAAAACAUGUGCUUGAGGGGUUAUCUGCCUCUGGCUUUCACAAACCGUCCCCCAUCCAGCUGAAGGCAAUCCCGCUGGGAAGAUGUGGACUCGAUCUUAUAGUUCAGGCCAAGUCUGGCACAGGAAAAACCUGUGUGUUCACCACCAUCGCUUUGGACUCUCUUAUAUUGGAAAACACAACCACGCAGGUGCUGGUUUUGGCCCCCACUCGGGAGAUUGCGGUGCAGAUUCAUGCUGUGGUCAUGGCUAUAGGUAGUGCUAUGGAGGGCUUGGAGUGUCAUGUGUUCAUCGGUGGCCGACCUGUCAGUCAAGACAAAUUUCACCUGAAGAAAUGCCACAUUGCCAUUGGUUCACCAGGUCGUAUUAAGCAGCUCAUUGAGAUGGGAGCCCUGACUACGUCCUCCAUUCGUUUGUUUGUUUUGGACGAGGCUGAUAAGUUGCUGGAGGACAACAGCAGUAGCUGCUUUCAGGAGCAGAUCAACUGGAUUUUCUCUUCUUUACCUGCAAACAAACAAAUGUUGGCCCUUUCUGCCACUUACCCAGAAUCUCUUGCACAACAUCUGUCAAGAUACAUGAGAGAGCCGACGUUUGUGCGACUGAACCAGACAGACCCCGGACUCCUUGGACUGAAGCAGUACUAUAAAAUCGUGCCAUCUCAUUCAUUACCUCAUAAAGUGUUUGAGGAGAAGGUUCAGAGUCUUCUUGAACUUUUUAGCAAAAUCCCGUUUAACCAAGCAUUGGUAUUCUCAAACCUCCAUACAAGAGCUCAGCACCUGGCUGAUAUCCUGUCCUCUAAAGGUUUGCCUGCGGUCUGCAUCUCAGGUGGUUUAAGUCAGGAUCAGAGGUUAGAGGCGAUGUGGAAGCUGAAACAGUAUCAGUGUCGAGUUUUAAUAUCCACCGAUCUGACCUCACGUGGUAUUGAUGCUGAGAAGGUGAACUUGGUGAUUAAUCUGGACGUUCCUCAGGACUGGGAGACCUACAUGCACCGGAUUGGUCGUGCUGGACGAUUUGGCACUCUGGGGGUUGCUGUGACCUACUGUUGCCAUGGAGAGGAGGAGAACAAGAUGAUGGCCAUCGCUCAGAAAUGUUCUCUGAAUCUCACUCAUUUACCAGAUCCAAUCCCUCCAGGGAUCAUGGAAGAGGCUUGUGACUGGGACGUGAUCAUUGAACCUCCUUCCAAACCCACUCAGAAAAUUCCUGACGUUUCCAAACCAGGGAAGAAGAAACAAGCUAAAUCUGAGAAGCCGAUAUCGAAACUCUCCAGAGAGCCUCACAUCUCAAAGGUCAUCCCAGAAAGGGCAACAAGUGAUAAAUCCAACAGUGGAGCUGAAAUCAAUGUAAAAAGUCACUCACCCAAACCUAGGAGGCAAAAACCAUUACAGUCUGCUACAAAUCUCCAGCAUGACUCGACUCCUUCUCAGAGGGAGCAGAAUCACACCCUUCCCAGAAUUCCUCCACUAUCAUCUUUUAAAUUGCAUGCACAAAAAGUUAUGACUUUCAAUGAGGCUGUGAUGGAUUAUGAGAACUUCAUAACAGAAGGUCCGGGAAGAUCUGUUGAAAUCAUUCGCCAAUAUGAUGGAUUCAACAGGAGUCAAGAUGCAGUUAAUGGACUGCAGUACAACUACGAUGAUGGUCAUGAUAAUGAUAAAGCUUAUAAAACAUAUGUUCCAGAAGAAUCACACUCCCAUCAAGAUCUUCCUCCACCACCGCAGGUUUCAGAGUUGUCCUCUGAGCAGAAGACUCUGUCUGUGUCAUCUGAUGAUUCUCCUUCAGAGUCUGAGAUGGUGGUGGAGGAGAGUGAGUCAAGCUCUUCUGUCCCCUAUCGGUCUUCACAUUGCACACCUGCUCAUCCAGACGAUCAAGUCUCUGAACUGAAUGAAUUCUCUUUACCUUCGGCUAAAGUAUUUCAACAGACCAGCAGAAACCAGCAAAUGCCUAGUAAACCUCAAUCCCAGAAUCCUGCUAACCACCACAGCCUUCCCCAGAAACAUCGGCCGGCCUCUAAAUCCGGGAGGAAGCCUGCAUCAGCAGGACAGAGGUGGAAGAAGAGGGAGAGUGAUGACCUGGAAGAGGAAGUGGCCAGGCAGGAUUACUGGAGUUCAUACAGAGCCUGGGUUGAAUAUUACAAUUCCUAUUAUCAUCAUUCACCCUAUAACUGGAUCACUGGAUUUUAUAUGAAUUCUGUCUACAUAAAAGAAAUGAUGAAGCACUAAAAAAAGUGAUUGGGAUUGCCAAGCCAAUGACUUUUGAGCCUUGUAAUGUUCUCAUUUGCAUUGUGUACAUUCAUGUAGUUCUCUAAUAAAAAUUAAUUCUUAAGA
Molecule: messenger RNA, 2488 nt
Organism: Carassius gibelio (silver crucian carp)
Lineage: Eukaryota; Metazoa; Chordata; Actinopteri; Cypriniformes; Cyprinidae
Product: probable ATP-dependent RNA helicase DDX20
Exons: 11
Coding region: 71-2383 (770 amino acids)
Biological process (GO): spliceosomal snRNP assembly
Cellular component (GO): SMN complex
Molecular function (GO): RNA binding; ATP binding; RNA helicase activity
Source: RefSeq, a predicted model, not a curated record